Messenger RNA from Oppia nitens, 804 nucleotides. RefSeq lists its product as uncharacterized. The record is from RefSeq and is a predicted model, not a curated record. Bases 112 to 804 code for a protein of 230 amino acids. The transcript is spliced from 4 exons. Lineage: Eukaryota; Metazoa; Arthropoda; Arachnida; Sarcoptiformes; Oppiidae.
AGUAGUAGGGCUAUCAAAAUAGCCGAUCCUUAUUAUUAUUACUAAUAAUUUAUUAGACAUCCUAUACAUCCAUAAACAGUAUUAUCAUUAUCAUCAUCGGUAAUAGUGGUCAUGGAUGUUAUGGUUAGGGCGGCAACCAUUGACAGGAUCAACCAUCAACGACAACAAAAGAGGAACAGUAGUUCAGUUAUCAUAUGCGGAGAUAACGAAAUUGUAGUUAACAAUUGUCUAACUAUUCAACAACAACAAUGUCAGCCCACAUGCGAGCACCCGUAUCUACCAGUGCACUGUAGUAGUAGUAUCGGCACUGGUAGUAGUAGUAGUGGUGAUGGUGAUGGCCAGCCAUCAUCAUCGGCUGUUAAAAACUGUCGACAACAACCGGGUGGUGGCUGUAUCUGUGCGUACGGUUAUGUCCGAUGUAGUAGGUCUGGCCAGUGUAUACCCCUGAGCCAGUGUCCAGUACAACCAGUUUAUACGGCACCGGUAGUAGUAGUAGUAGUUGGACAAUUGGACAAUAACACAGAGAACCUAGGUAGAAAAUUUGCUGCACAUCCACCACCACCACCAGCACCGGUAGCUAAUUUAGCUGCCAGUGCGGCUGCCGUAGCCGAAGUAGCCAUACCUCCAAUUAUAGACCUACUGGCCCUUAAGGUUAAUCAAACACUGGCACCGAAACCAUCCAGACAGCCAUCAUCAGCUCCGGGUGGUGGUGGUGGUGGUGGUGGAGGACUAAUUGAUGUCAAUCUCGGUUCAAAUGUAUGCACUGGUAUUAUAAUAGCUGCCAUUAAAGUCGAUUGUAAUUAA